UUGAAUCUAUAAGCGGUGAAAACCGUGUUUUUAUAUUAGUUUUUUUCUCUCUUUGGCAUUGGUAUUUGGUCCACCGUCAACUUUGCAAUUUGUACUGCGUUGAUUAUAUUACAUAUUUAUGCACCAGCUCGAAAGUGAUCGGUUAAUCCAGUUGAAAAGAAGUGAUUUUUGUACAUUAGUACAACUUCCAAUUCCCUGCUUAUUGAAAUGUCUGCUGAUCCACACAGAUUGUUGGCCUGUCCAUUUAAUAUGGCACAUCAAAUCGAAUCGUAUAGAAUGCAUGUACACUUACAAAAAUGUAAAAAGCAAUAUCCUAAUGUUAUAAAAUUAGUAUGUCCAUUUGAUUCUACACACAUAGUGAAUAGUCCGGAGAUAGAUCACCAUGUAAACUCAUGUAUGCGUCGUGGAAUGCUAGACAACCAGUUAUAUAAUUUUGAUGAUAAUUCUUAUGUCCCAGUCACAGUUGUUGGCACAACAAAUAUACAAUGCGAAGAGUCCUGGGAUGAUGAGGUAGCCUCAUCAUACAAACCCGGAGAAUCCAAGGCACCCCAUGUAAUUACAAAACUCAUGGGAGCCACACCAUCAGAACGAAGAAAGGCUCGUAUGGAAAAGAUUAAGACAUAUAAACCACCACCAACAAAUAAUUAAAUAGUGUUGUAUAUAUCUAGCUGUCAAAUAAAUGUAAUAUAUAAGGUUUGAAUAACAUAUUGAAAUAUUACAAUUAGGAUUCACUGUAAUUCAGUUAUACUAAAGCAACAUAUAAUUUUUCCAUUUCUAACAUUAAGAACAGAAAAGAGAUUACAGAUAAUGAAUCAUGGAUAAAUAUCCAUUUACUCCCUUAU
This is a messenger RNA of Pieris napi, 842 nucleotides long. It is a transcript of the gene Gtsf1, whose product is annotated as gametocyte-specific factor 1-like. NCBI's taxonomy places the organism in Eukaryota, Metazoa, Arthropoda, Insecta, Lepidoptera, Pieridae. The transcript is spliced from 4 exons. Bases 208 to 648 code for a protein of 146 amino acids. The record is from RefSeq and is a predicted model, not a curated record.